AUGUCGUCUUUCAAUUACGACCGUUACGACCGUCGCCAGUCGAGCUCACGCAACCGCAGCACCCUGGGCUUCUAUGUUCCUCUGAUCCUCACUGUGACUGUCGCGACAGCUGGCCUGGCGGCAUGGGUGUGGAGCGCGCGCGAAGACGGGCAAGACUACUCUUCAGACGAUGAUCUGAGCUACGGCGAAGACAGUGCCCACGACAGGCGAAAUGGCACGGCGCCCAUGGGCCGUGACCUGGGGCCCGGGGGCGUGGGCGGUGAAGCAUACAGCAAUGAUGCCACUCUGCUCGGCCGCGCCCAGGGAGUCAUCCGUCGCACACCCUCGCCCCAGCAGUUCUUCGAUACCGUGAGCAAGAAGACGGCGGCCGGCUGGGCGGCUGCCGGCGCUGCUGCCGGCGCUGCCCUGGCCUCGAUCCGCGAGGAGGACAAGGACGAGGCCUUUGGCGACCACUCACGAUGGAGCGAGGAGGCAGCCCUGAGAAGGAAUGUCGAAGCCCAGAGCCGGGACAGCGCAGCAGCCGUAGACGCGCAAACCAAGAGCUUCGCGGCCAGCAUGCGCAAGAUCGAAGACAAGAACUGGGGCAAGCGCAAAACCGUCGUCCUCGUCGUCAGCGCAGAAAGCCUUUCAGAAAACCACUUCGAUGAUUCAGCCACCUACCGCGAAGAGAAUGCAACCAUCCUCUCCCACCUUCCCGACACCGACUUCUCCCGCAUAAAGCUCUUCGUCCUCGUCUACUCCCCCGCCUUCCGCUCCCGCCCCCAGUCCCGCGCAAACUCCUCUCUCGGCGGCUCCUACUCUGCUAUCAGCACCCCGGCGCGCACGCCCGGAGAGGAACUCUCCUCCAUCGACCCCAUUGUGUACACCCCUGCCCCCAGCACCCGCGACUCCGACGCCGCACUCUGGAACACGCUGCACCCGCAGGCCCUGCGCCUUGUCGAGGACCCCGCAAUGGUCAUGCCGUUUAGCACCCCAACGGGCUUCGUGCACAUGCUGCGCCACAUUGGCCCGGAUCUCGUGUACGUUGUUGAUGCGCUGAGCGGCGUCAAUGGCCAGAACAUUGAGGAUGUAAGGAAGUGGGUUGGCCAGACGAUUGUCGUUGUUGGGGGCAAUGGCACGGGGUUGGGUGGCCUCGUCGAUACGGAUGAUGAAGGCCCGCUGCGCAAGGGCAAGGAGAACGAGCACACCGUCAGGUGGUGGCAGGUCACCGACAUGGUGGGUCUGGGUAAAGGCGUCGAGGUCGUGGAUGCAUCUCGACUUGCUGAUGACUAUGAGAGGCGCGUUGGCGGACGCGAGUAG
Molecule: messenger RNA, 1299 nt
Organism: Bipolaris zeicola 26-R-13
Lineage: Eukaryota; Fungi; Ascomycota; Dothideomycetes; Pleosporales; Pleosporaceae
Exons: 2
Coding region: 1-1299 (432 amino acids)
Source: RefSeq, a predicted model, not a curated record